Fulvia fulva is the source of this 1278-nucleotide messenger RNA. RefSeq lists its product as uncharacterized. The record is from RefSeq and is a predicted model, not a curated record. Bases 1 to 1278 code for a protein of 425 amino acids. The transcript is spliced from 3 exons. NCBI's taxonomy places the organism in Eukaryota, Fungi, Ascomycota, Dothideomycetes, Mycosphaerellales, Mycosphaerellaceae.
AUGGAAUUCACGGGCCAGGCCACGUUUACGUUCCCCUUCGGCAUUACGGAUUUGGCCAUCAAAAUGGAGGGAGACUUGAAGGCAAAUAUGGAGCUCGGCCUGGACGCCUUCUCCGGAAUCAUCGAUGUAGGCUCAUACCUCACUCUUGACAUCAACGCCGGACUGAAGGUGGAGACUCUCGGACAGUUCCUCGCUGGUGCCGAGCUGCAUUGGGAAGCCCUCAGUAUGACUAUGGAUCUUCUGUUCCCUUUGCUAUCAAAGGGCCACGGCUUCGCACCCCAGGUCACACCAAAGUUCAAGGCAUCCGGUAACGUCACGGCCACGGCUCCCCUGGGAAUUCCUCUGGCUAUCAACGUCGGUGUCGACAUCCUUGACGGCACCUUCAUUGAAGCAAUUGCCCUAGUCGAUCGACCAGCUAUCGAGGCUGUCGUGGAGUAUGGAGCUUUCGGCACGCCAGUGACCGCAGAGGGAAUGGACCCAUGCAAGGGUAUCCUCUACUACGCCGAUUCGGUCAACGAGAUCACACUCCAAGCCUUUGGUGCGUUCAAGUAUGACCUCGGCUCAUGGCACGGCGACAAAUUCCUCAGAGGCUGUGUGGGCGACAAUGGAAUCAACUCGGUGCAAGAAGCAUUGCAAGCUCUGCCAGCGGGACAAACACAGGCUGGAUGUACCCUCAUCACCGAGGUCUUCAAGAACCCAAGCUUCGAAGACAACGGAGGCUCUGCAUUCCCUUGGAUCCUUAACGGCGGAGGUGCCUAUCUGGACAUCACAGAGGGCGAGGACGACACCCAUGAUGGAUCUCAAUCACUCAACUUCAAGAAUGAGUGGGUCAGGGGCUGUGAUGCCUUGUGCUUUUCCUCCUGUGGCUUCGCGGGCUUUUGCACCCAUUGCUGUAAGCCUACGGCUCAAGACUGGACCGCGAGGAUCAGCCAGAAGAUUUCCAUGUGCACGUAUGCCGAGUACGACUUGCAGCUAUGGGCUCGUGUCGUCAGCUCUGAGGGCGUUUGCACCGUCACCGACAUUUUCGUGAACAAUUUGAGUGAUCCGACGGACCCUUUGCUGUCCAUUUCCUGGCAGGUUAAACAUGACAUUCUGCCAAUUACCUCCAAAAACAAGGAUCAGUUCCCCUUGACGGAUAAUGGUGUCGGAUUCCCAAUAAGCAUACCGUCUACCACCAAUGCAAAGUCUUCCAAUGUCGAAGUCGGCCUGCACAACACAACCUGCAAGCAAAGCCGUCGCCUUCGAUGUCCGCAUCGACGACAUCACUCUCACCCCUAA